Molecule: messenger RNA, 5670 nt
Organism: Osmerus eperlanus (European smelt)
Lineage: Eukaryota; Metazoa; Chordata; Actinopteri; Osmeriformes; Osmeridae
Gene: dennd5a
Product: DENN/MADD domain containing 5A
Exons: 25
Coding region: 143-4195 (1350 amino acids)
Biological process (GO): retrograde transport, endosome to Golgi
Cellular component (GO): trans-Golgi network
Molecular function (GO): small GTPase binding; guanyl-nucleotide exchange factor activity
Source: RefSeq, a predicted model, not a curated record
GAAUGCAUUUCGAGCGCAGCCCUGUUCAGAUUUUCUGGUCUCGCGGAGCAUCAACGAUGGCUGCGCGAAAUCAUUUCGGGAUCCCAUAAUAUGCACCCGACUGACAAGACGAGGAAAAGGGUACAGACGGACCAGUCUCAAAAUGACCACCGGCUUCAGCUCGAAUUCCUGUCGAUUCGCAGAUUAUUUUGUAAUCUGCGGACUCGACACUGAAAGCGGGCUUGAACCUGACGAACUGUCCGCUUUAUGCCAGUAUAUAGAGGCUACUAAAUUCAGAGAUGGGGCCAGAGGGAACUUGGCGAGUGCGGAAGAAGGUGAGAAUUUUGAGCAGAGUCCCCUGCGGAGAACCUUCAAAUCCAAAGUUCUAGCGCACUACCCCGAGAACGUGGAGUGGAGUCCCUUUGACCAGGAUGCCGUCGGCAUGCUGUGUAUGCCAAAAGGGCUGUCGUUCAGGACGCAGGUGGACCUGCGCGAGCCCCAGUUCCACUCCUUCAUCAUCACCCGGGAGGACGGCUCGCGCACCUACGGCUUCGCCCUCACCUUCUACGAGGAGGUGACCAGCAAGCAGAUCUGCAGCGCCAUGCAGACCCUCUACCACAUGCACAACGCCGAGCAGUACGACAUCCUGCACACCCCCGCCUCCCCGCGCGGCCUCCCGCCCCGCCCCCUCGCCCACCCCGCGCUGCACGCCGCGCCCGCCAUCUCCCGCCUGCAGCGCUUCAACUCCUACGACAUCAGCCGCGACACCCUCUACGUCUCCAAGUGCAUCUGCCUGAUCGCCCCCAUGGCCUUCCCCCAGGCCUGCCGGAAGAUCCUGCAGCAGCUCCACCGGGCCGUCUCCUCCCCGCAGCCCCCGCCCCUCCCCCUGGAGAGCUACGUCUACAACAUCCUGUACGAGGUGCCCCUGCCGCCCGCCGGACGCUCCCUCAAGUUCUCGGGCGUGUACGGCCCCGUGGUGUGCCAGCGGCCCAGCACCACGGAGCUGCCCCUCUUCGACUUCCCCGUCAGAGAGGUGUUCGAGCUGCUGGGCGUGGAGAACGUGCUGCAGCUGUUCACCUGCGCCCUUCUGGAGAUCCAGAUCCUGCUCUACUCCCAGCACUACCAGAGGCUGAUGACGGUGGCGGAGAGCAUCACAGCCUUGAUGUUCCCGUUCCAGUGGCAGCACGUGUACGUGCCCAUCCUGCCCGCCUCGCUGCUGCACUUCCUGGACGCCCCCGUGCCUUACAUGAUGGGCCUGCACUCCAACGGCCAGGACGACCGCACCAAGCUGGAGCUGCCGCAGGAGGCCAACCUGUGUUUUGUGGACAUUGACAACCACUUCAUCGAGCUGCCCGAGGACCUGCCUCAGUUCCCCAACAAGCUGGAGUUCAUCCAGGAGAUCUCCGAGGUCCUCAUGAACUUUGGGGUCUCUCCUGAAGGCAGCCUGCGCUGCAGCGAGGGCCCCGCCAAGACCAAAGGCUUCCGCUCCAUCGACGCGGUGACCGACAAGCGCAACGGGAACCUGGCGGGUUCGCCCCUCAACUCCUACCUGCUGCGGGAGAACGAGACCAUCGCCAGGCUGCAGGCCCUGGUGAAGAGGACUGGAGUCAGCCUGGAGAAGCUGGAUGUGAAGGAUGACGCCAGUGGGAACAAGGACCCGAGGGCCCAGUGUGACGAGGAGGAGCUGAAGAUGCACCAGCUCAACAUCCAGGUGCGGGAGGUCUUCUCCAACCGCUUCACCCAGAUGUUCGCCGACUACGAGGUGUUCGUCAUCCAGCCCAGCCAGGACAAGGAGUCCUGGUUCAGCAACCGGGAGCAGAUGCAGAACUUCGACAAGGCCUCCUUCCUGUCCGACCAGCCCGAGCCCUACCUGCCCUUCCUGUCCCGCUUUCUGGAGACCCAGAUGUUCGCCUCCUUCAUCGACAUCAAGAUCCUUUGCCACGACGACGAGGACAAGGAGCACACGCUGAGGGUGUUUGACACGCGCGUCGACAAGAUCCGCAUGCUGAACGUGCGCACGCCCACCUUGCGCACCUCCAUGUACCAGAAGUGCACCGGCAUCGACGAGGCUGAUAAACACCUUAAAAAGCGGUAUGAGAAAGUCGAUUUUGUCGCUCCUGAACCUCACCCCAUUGGUCUAGGGAGCCACAAUGACGAACCUAAGAAGGCCAUUGAGAUGCGUAUGAUGAAGAUCGACCACACGGCCCUCCACCCCCACCUUCUGGACAUGAAGAUCGGCCAGGGCCGCUACGAGCAGGGCUUCUUCCCCCGGCUGCAGGCUGACGUGCUCUCCACCGGCCCCACCAGCAACAAGUGGGCUAAGCGGAGCGCCCCGGCUCAGUGGAGGAGGAAGGACAGACAGAAGCAGCACGCUGAACACUUGUACCUGGACAACGACCAGCGAGAGCAUGUGGAGUGCCUCCAGCUCCUGCUGUUUCUAGACUACUACUGGCUGUCCCAGUCCUUCAAGCCCUGUCUAAAGUCCGUCACUGUCGAUGUGAAGUACAUCCAGGAGGCCAGGAACCUGGGCACCACCAUCAGGCAGCCCAAGCUGUCCAACCUCUCCCCCUCGGUCAUCGCCCAGACCAACUGGAAGUUUGUGGAAGGCCUGCUGAAGGAGUGCAGGAACAAGACCAAGCGUAUGCUGGUGGAGAAGAUGGGACGGGAGGCGGUGGAGCUGGGCCACGGCGAGGUGAGCAUCACAGGUGUGGAGGAGAACACCCUCAUCGCCAGCCUCUGUGACUUGCUGGAGAGGAUCUGGAGCCACGGGCUGCAGGUCAAACAGGGUAAAUCAGCCCUGUGGUCCCACCUGCUCCACUACCAGGAGAGCAAGGAGAAGAAGGAGGUCACACCUGGGUGUCUGGGUCCCCCAGGUCUCAUCCACAACACAGAGAGACGUAAAUCGGACGCUGGCUCGGCCAUGCCGCCCCUCAAGGUCUCCCUGAUCCAGGAUAUGAGGCACAUCCAGAACAUCGGGGAGAUCAAGACGGAUGUGGGCAAGGCCAGGGCGUGGGUGCGCCUCUCCAUGGAGAAGAAGCUGCUCUCCAGGCACCUCAAGCAGCUGCUGUCCGACCACGAGCUGACCAAGAAACUCUACAAGCGUUAUGCUUUUCUGCGCUGCGACGACGAGAAAGAGCAGUUCCUCUACCACCUCCUGUCCUUCAAUGCCGUGGACUACUUCUGCUUCACCAAUGUCUUCACCACCAUCAUGAUCCCCUAUCAUGUGCUGGUGAUCCCCAGCAAGAAGCUAGGGGGGUCCAUGUUCACAGCUAACCCCUGGGUGUGUGUGUCGGGGGAGCUGGCUGAAACUGGGGUGCUCCAGGUCCCCAAGAACACACUGGAGAUCACCUUUGAGUGCCAGAAUCUGGGCAAGCUGACUACAGUUCAGAUGGGCCAUGAUAACUCAGGGCUGUACGCCAAGUGGCUGGUAGAGUGUGUCAUGGUCCGAAAUGAGAUCACUGGCCAUGCUUACAAAUUCCCCUGUGGCCGGUGGCUGGGUAAGGGGGUGGACGAUGGCAGUUUGGAGAGGAUCCUAGUGGGAGAGCUGAUCACCCCCAGCACGGAGAACGACGAGCGCAUGUGUCGCACCCCCCCCAUGCAGCAGUCCCCCGGCAUGAUGAGGAGGUUUGUCACCAUCUCACCAAACAGCAAACCAAAGUUGAACACAGGUCAAAUACAGGAGGGGGUAGGCGAGGCCAUCAAUGGGAUUGUGAAGCACUUCCACAAGCCAGAGAAGGAGAGGGGAAGUCUGACUCUUCUGCUAUGUGGGGAAUAUGGCCUGGUCUGGGCUUUGGAGCAGGUGUUUCAGCAUGGCUUCAAGUCACCACGCCUCUUCAAGAAUGUCUUCAUUUGGGACUUCUUAGAAAAAUCCCAAGGGUACUUUGAGAGUGCAGAGCAGCGGGAGGUGACUCCAGAUGAGAACUGGCAGACCCGAGUUCGUCAUUUCUGUCGCUUUAUGCGUGCCAUCAACAGUACGUCCAGAAACAUAGGCAAAGAUGGAAAGUUCCAGAUGCUUGUCUGCCUGGGUGCCAGGGACCAUUUACUGCACCACUGGAUCGCUCUGCUCGCCGACUGUCCAAUCACAGCCCAGAUGUAUGAGGACACUGCUCUGAUUAAAGACCACUCAUUGGUGAAUUCUCUGAUCAGAGUGCUGCAGACUUUACAGGAGUUCAACAUCACCUUGGAGGCUUCGCUUGUCAAAGGCGUUGGUGUCUAGCCAUCUGGACCUGACCCAGGACACUGUUGGGGACCACUAAGAGUUUAUUUAACCUUUUUUUAUGUGGAAAGAGACUUGAACAAAGGAGAUUUCUGGCUUAUAUUAAAGCUACUGUUACAUUUAUCAUAUAUGAAGUGCAAUGAGCCUUUCAAAAUGUGUUAUUUUUUAUCCUCAACAAUGUUGCUGUUAGAUGUUAAAAGUAUGUUUUCUAUUAUGAUCCAUGAUUUCCACAUUGUUGAAGAUAAUAACCCGCCUGUGCUAAGCUGUUAUAUUGAAAGCUAAAUAUUUUCAUUGUUAUUGUGAACUGCAGACAAUGGCUAUAUUUAAAAUGGAAAACAAGGAACAAAAACUGUUAAUAUAUUUUCGACGAAGAACAGUAUUAUUUUGAUAUGUCUGUCAAGUUGCUUGCUCUGUUGUCAAUAUAAUUCCAAUGUCAUAAUGCAGAGCUUGAAGCAAAUGAGUAGAAGUAUGCUUUAUAAGUAUAUAUAAUGACAAGAGAGAUUUGUUCUGCUGUGUGAACAACUGAUUCACCUACAUCGACACAACAGUGUUCGAUGUUAGGUCAUUCCUUGGGAAGUACAGUAGUAUGCAAAUCUUUUCUUUGGAUUAACAAGGCCUGGGGUGGUCCUCCCAAGAAGACAAUGUAACUGAUAUGCUCGUGAUGCACAAUUGUUUUCAAUUUGAGGAGCAAAAGGCCUUUGUUAUUGUUUCACAUGUGACUCUCAAGCAGUUAUCCUAGCCAUUGUUUGGUGAAAAGUGACUCAUAGCCUUGAUGUAAAUAACUCUAAACUAGUGGAACUUUGUCGACUCCAAAUAACUCAUUCCUCAUAACUCAUAACUCAUUUCCGGCAGGUUAACCUCUUAACUUUACAGUACAGUAGGUUGCAUUUCAUCAGUCCAUCAGCAGUUGAAACUAUGACACCCCCCUUAAAGACCUUAGUACAGAUAUUGAAUUAGAUUAUUUGGCAACACAGAAUGUGGACUGGGAAUGUUUUGAUCAUUGCAGCCGAGGUCAGCGGGGCCAAAGCACGGUACGUUUGACUGCUAAAUGAAGCCACAUUCAAUAUAGAGAAGCAAACCUCCCUAACUCUCUGACCUGUUGGUAUUUCUGCUAUGCAAUAUCAAUCCACUUCACACAAAAGAAGGAGAACCUGGAAAACGAAUGUGAAAUUCGAAUUAUACAACCUUCUCCAUAUAAAUUACUGUGCAGCAUAUGAUCAAUGCAAACAGUGCAGCGUGUCAUUAGAUGUGAAGGAUGUCUUUCCUGUGUGCCAACAAUGUCUGGAUUGAUUGUGUUGUACUAGUUCAUGUAAGACCCACAUGAGCAUCUUGGGAGAUAUAUAUUUUAGUUUUUCAAUACUGUAAUUGUACAUUUAUUGACAUAGCCAUGUAAUGUAGUGUUUACUAAGUGAGCAACUGUGUACAGUGUAAAAAAAAUUUAAAGAAUAAAAUUACAUAAACGAAUGUAAUCUGUG